CUCAGUCUCGUAGAAUCUCGCCAAUUAGAUGUUCUCGCGAUUUGCGAGACCCACAACCCCUCGCGCCGACCGAAAUCUGCCUCUUUUCGCCGACAUCUUGGAUCGGUAACAGUAGCCACCAUGGUGCGUAUGAACGUGCUGGCUGAUGCGCUCAACGCCAUCAACAAUGCGGAGAAGCGUGGCAAGCGUCAGGUGAUGCUGAGGCCCAACUCAAAGGUCAUUGUCAAGUUCCUGACUGUCAUGAUGAAGCAUGCCUACAUCGGUGAGUUUGAGAUCGUGGACGACCACCGAGCCGGCAAAAUCGUGGUGAACCUGAACGGCCGGAUGAACAAGUGCGGCGUGAUCAGCCCCCGCUACGACGUGGCCGUGCGAGAUCUGGAGCGGUGGCAGACCAGACUCCUGCCCUCCAGACAGUUUGGUUACAUUGUGCUGACCACGUCUUCAGGUAUCAUGGACCACGAGGAGGCCAGGAGAAAGCACACGGGAGGGAAAAUCUUAGGCUACUUCUUCUGAUCCAGUCUGAACAAGGAACACCUGCUCUGCUGAGGUCCUCACAGACACUCAGAACAAAAAUAAUAAAAAUCUCACAUGUAGACCA
Molecule: messenger RNA, 598 nt
Organism: Branchiostoma floridae (Florida lancelet)
Lineage: Eukaryota; Metazoa; Chordata; Leptocardii; Amphioxiformes; Branchiostomatidae
Product: 40S ribosomal protein S15a
Exons: 4
Coding region: 121-513 (130 amino acids)
Biological process (GO): translation
Cellular component (GO): ribosome; cytosolic small ribosomal subunit
Molecular function (GO): structural constituent of ribosome
Source: RefSeq, a predicted model, not a curated record